Messenger RNA from Labeo rohita (rohu), 1634 nucleotides. It is a transcript of the gene ttyh2, whose product is annotated as tweety family member 2. Lineage: Eukaryota; Metazoa; Chordata; Actinopteri; Cypriniformes; Cyprinidae. Gene Ontology annotation, cellular component: plasma membrane. Gene Ontology annotation, molecular function: volume-sensitive chloride channel activity; intracellularly calcium-gated chloride channel activity. The transcript is spliced from 6 exons. The record is from RefSeq and is a predicted model, not a curated record. Bases 328 to 1182 code for a protein of 284 amino acids.
UUCGUGCGCUCAUUGCUCGCUCCCGUGUUCCUCAGACAGAGCGCCCUACAUGAGCAGGAAUGGCUGCGGCACGAGACCAGGAUUUAAUGCAAUAAUUUAAAAUUCCCCGUGAAUUCACAUGGGCUGCGAUUUGGGGGAAGUAUUCAGAGGUCUUCUUAUGUCCCUUUCUGCACUUUUGUUUCAGUACUCGGUCUCUCUAAUUGUCUAAAUCCAUGGCUUUUGUUUGAGAAGACAAGACAGUGGAGAGUAACCGGGAAAGAAACACCCAAAUUGUCCGACCGUCUCUAUCUGGGAAAGUGAUUUAUUUGUCUCGUCGACUGCUGAAGGAUGUCGUCUGCACGGGUUGAUUAUAUCGCUCCUUGGUGGACUUACUGGCUUCAUCAGUUUCCUCAUGUGAAUCUAAGGUUUCAGCCGUUGGAUCACACAUUUAAACCGCAGGAUGAGAACUACCAGCAGUCACUCAUUUUCCUGGGCUGUGUAGCAGCAGCUGGGCUCGGCGUGAACCUGCUGUGUCUGGCCAUCUACCUGAGCUGCCUGUGCUGCUGUCGGAAAGAUGAGGAAGAAGAGGAAAGUAAAAAAUCCAACUCUUGCUGUGUCACUUGGGCUGCUGUUGCUGCUGGACUCAUCUGCUGUGUUGCCGUGGGAGUUGGUUUCUAUGGAAACAGUGAAACAAAUGAUGGGGUGUACCAGCUGACCUAUUCUCUCUAUAAUGCCAAUCACACGCUGGCGGGAGUGGACAGUUUGGUAACUGGUACUGUGGGAGGCAUGCAGAGUGGCCUAAACGAGCACUUGUCUCGACUGGGCGAGAUCUUUGCCGCACGGGGAGACUUUGUGCAGACACUGCAGUUUAUGCAACAGAUGUCAGACAACAUCAUUAAGCAGCUACUUGGGCUUCCAGAUUGGGAAAAGGCGAAAGUAGACCUGGCCGCCAUAGCUGAUCAGACAGCAUACGUGGAGUAUUACAGGUGGUUAACAUACCUCCUGAUACUGAUCUUGGAUCUGAUCAUCUGUCUCGCUGCUUGUCUGGGCCUGGCCAAACAAUCCCGCUGGCUGCUCACUACGAUGAUGGUCUGCGGUGUUUUGACUCUGAUAUUGAGUUGGGCGUCUCUCGGAGCUGAUGUGGCCACUGCAGUGGUAAGUACAAGCCAACAAGCCUGUUAUUCAAUCAGUGAUUCUGUUUAGGUCAUUAUUCAAGAUAUGAGGAAUUCAAGACAAACACAUCAGUAUUUCCAGAACACUUCAUGUGAUUUUUGUAUCGUUGCGUAUUUGUGAUUGUUGUGAUGUUAUUUGGUUUAUAUAUGCUCUUGAGGCGGGUCACAGUCAGUCCAUCGCUAUCAAAAGCUUGUUUAUGUGGCAGAGCAUGACAAAUAAUAGUCAACUGCUGUCUGCUUGCCUGAAGGAGGUGAUAAACUUCCAAUUUAUUGCGUUUGAUGUGGGUGUGUGUGCAAUCAAAAGCGCUGUGGUUCAUGUGUUUAUUGGGAAAAGAGUUAAAAGUGGCAGAUUUCAUUAAACAACAUCAAUGAAAGAGGAGGAAAUAAAAGAAAGGCCAAGUAUUGUAAAAAACACUUUUGGAAUUCUUUUAUUUUACAAUUGACACACGGUCUCUGCUCUGAUCGUUUCCAGUUUAGUAAAAC